AUGUCAAGCGCGAUUAUUCGGAGAUUUUGCGUGAUUUGUCACAGAGGAACCGAAACGUCGGCUUCAUCAUCCACACAAGUUGACAAGGACACGGUUGCAUUCGAUUCCAACAACAUGCUGACAGAUCAACAGGUAAACUCUUACCUAGCGGAUCAUCCGCAGUUUUUGGAAGAAUACAUCAUGAAUAAAAUCGAGAUGGAGCAGCUGGAAAGAUGGAUAAUAAGGAAAUCGAAGAAAGUAAGAAAAAUACAAGGCUCUUCCGUUAGAACCAGAAAAACGAGUUUAUCGAAAUGGAAGUUUUGCGUGCACGCCGACAAACGCCAGAUGCUGCAACAUCUAUCCCAAAGCCUGCAGGAGAAUCCGACGCAGGAUCACGUGCUGUGGGAACUGGCCACCUGCAUAUCAUCGGCGGUUAAAGCGGACGGUUUCCGCUUGUAUUUGGUGGAUCAGGAGAAUUGUAAUCAAUUGCACGUUCUCCUCGGAGUCGAUCAUUCGCAUAAUGCCGAUAUGAAAACGCAACUGAUGAAAAAUGGUAUAACCAUUCCUUUGUUCGUAGCGAAAAAUCGACUACCUGUUAGAGUGUCCAGGGGAUUAAUCGACACGCGAUUUCCGGAAAAUGUAUUAAACGAGCUACACAAAGAAGUGAUCCACGUUUUCUGUCAACCGAUCACAGAAACAUUAAACGGAAAAGUAGUAGCUGUUUUGGAGCUAUGGAGAACCGAUUCGAACAGCCAAUUUUACGAAGAAGACGAAGAAAUUGCUUACAGUUACCUGAUUUGGGGAGGCAUUGCCCUACACUACGCCCAACUCUACUUAAACAUGAAUCGACAGAAGAGCUUAAACGACUUCCUCUUAGUUGUGGUGAAGUCUAUAUUUCAAGACAUGGUCAGUAUCAACAGUUUAGUUAUAAAAAUUAUGAACUUCGCUCAGAGACUGGUGGACGCCGAUAGAGCGUCGCUGUUCCUCGUCGACGCCAAGAACAAGGAAUUAUACGCCACUAUAUUCGACGUCGGCGUCGGCGACGAUUCCGACGUGGAAAUUAGAUCCCUAUCCUCGAACGAAGAAGACCCUAAAGUGAAUGCUUCCAAGGAAAUUCGAUUCCCAUUAGGGACGGGCAUUGCCGGGCAAGUGGCCAUGACCGGAGAAGUUCUGAACAUUCGAGACGCUUACGCCGAUUCCAGAUUUAACCGAGCCGUAGAUCAACUGACUGGUUAUACGACUAAAACAAUCUUGUGCAUGCCCAUAUAUAUCAGAGGUUCGAUUAUCGGAGUGGUUCAAAUGGUGAACAAACACAAAGGUUAUUUUUCGAAAAACGAUGAAGAAGCGUUUGAAACAUUCGCGAUUUACUGCGGAUUGGCGCUGCAUCACGCCAAAUUGUACGACAAAAUCCGCAGAUCCGAACAAAAAUACAAGGUGGCGUUAGACGUACUUAGUUAUCACAACACGUGCAGCGAGGAUGAAUUCAAGUCGGCUUUGCGCACCGGAAUUCCCAAGGAAUGCGUCGGCUUGGAUAAUUAUUACUUUAAUCCAUUUGAAUUAGACGAUGUCGAGAAGGUUAAGCAUGCGAUGUUCAUGUUUAAUGAUUUAUUCGGCACGAACGGUUUCGAUCAGGCUUGCUUGUUAAGAUUUAUUCUAACCGUGAAAAAAAAUUACCGACGAGUACCGUACCACAACUGGACUCACGGAUUCUCGGUUGCGAACAGUAUAUAUUGCAUCAUUAAAAACUCCGGAGAGGCGUUUAAUAAAAAUGAGCGUUUGGCUUUGUACGUGGGUGCUCUUUGCCACGAUCUGGACCACCGUGGAAAGAAUAAUAAAUUCAUGCUCGAUACAGAAUCUCCGCUAGCUGCUAUUUAUUCAACGUCGACAAUGGAACACCACCAUUUCAAUCAAGCUGUUACCAUACUACAACAGGAAGGUCACAAUAUAUUCGGUAAACUCACCCACAACGAAUACAAAGAGGUGUUGGGUUACUUGAAACAUUGCAUACUAGCCACAGAUCUGGCGGUAUUUUUUCCCAAUAAAGCGAAACUGGGCGACUUGGUUCAAUCCGGCAAUUUUUCUUGGGAGAAUUUCAAUCACAGAAGUUUAAUACAAGCCAUUGCGAUGACAGCGAGCGAUUUAAGCGCCAACGCCAAGCCUUGGGACAUCCAAUUUAAAACCGUUGAAGUAAUUUUUGAGGAAUUCUACGAUCAAGGCGAUGCGGAAAGAGCAGCUGGUCGAAUACCGAUUCCGAUGAUGGACAGACAACAGCCUGAUCAGCAAGCGUCCAGUCAAGUCGGGUUCUUAACUGGCAUUUGCAUUCCUUGCUACAAUUUACUCAAUACGUUGAUACCGGAGACUAAAGCUUUAUUGGAAAUGUGCAAGAAGAAUUUAGACAAAUGGACUAAAUUGGACGAAGAGAAAAAAUACAAAAAUAAAAACUAG
Molecule: messenger RNA, 2424 nt
Organism: Phyllotreta striolata
Lineage: Eukaryota; Metazoa; Arthropoda; Insecta; Coleoptera; Chrysomelidae
Source: the annotation of a GenBank genome assembly